This is a messenger RNA of Podospora pseudopauciseta, 810 nucleotides long. RefSeq lists its product as uncharacterized. The record is from RefSeq and is a predicted model, not a curated record. The coding region runs from base 1 to 810 and encodes 269 amino acids. NCBI's taxonomy places the organism in Eukaryota, Fungi, Ascomycota, Sordariomycetes, Sordariales, Podosporaceae. The transcript is spliced from 2 exons.
AUGAACCUCUGCCAAUCCCUCAGCACAGUGCCAAGACGGCUGGCCCCAAAGCUUGGGGGGACGUGCACCUCAGCUCGACGCCAAGACCUGGAGCAUCAUCACCAAUCCAAUUCCAAUCUCGGCCAGCUUUUGUCUCCAAACCGACAACCGAAACACAAACCGCCCACCAUGAAGCCAUCCCACGUACUCUCCGCCUUCGCGGCCCUCGCAACAGCUGUCACGGCCCAAGAAUACGACGACGAUGUUACCUAUACUUCCUCUCCCACUGGGCGCAUAGCACCAGUCUACAUUCAACCCAUCUCGUCUUCCUCCCCGCCGGUCCUCCUCGCCGAACUAAACUACCACCCCUCUUCUUCCACCAACCCCUCCUCAGAGGAGGAUGCGCCAACUCCCUCCGUCCUGAGCUAUGAACCCCCCGAAUUCGACCCCGAGACGAAGCUUGUUAGAGUUGGGGUGUAUGAUGAGAAAACAGGGAGAUGGGCCUCCUCGGCGGCGGUGGUGUCCGUGGAGAACUUUGGGCAGGGGUACCAGCCGAACUUUGUGCUGAAUGUGGAUGAGAAGGGGGAGGAGGUGGUUGGGGUUGUGGUGAGGGGGGUGAGGGUUGAUGCUGGGCAGACGAGGAAUUUUGGGCCGAGGGUGGUGGUUAGGGGGAUGGAGAGGGGGAGGCAGCCGGGGUUGGGGAAGCCGGUUGUGCUGAGCGCUGAGGGGAGGAAGGUGGAGGUUGAGGAGAGGAGUUUUCUUCAAAAGUACUGGUGGGCGAUUCUUUUGGGUGCUGUUUUGCUGCUGGGAGGUGGUGGAGAUGGGAAAUGA